Messenger RNA from Carassius carassius (crucian carp), 2108 nucleotides. RefSeq names its product glycerol-3-phosphate dehydrogenase 1-like protein. The transcript has 8 exons. The coding region runs from base 119 to 1174 and encodes 351 amino acids. Gene Ontology annotation, molecular function: glycerol-3-phosphate dehydrogenase [NAD(P)+] activity; NAD binding; protein homodimerization activity. The record is from RefSeq and is a predicted model, not a curated record. Gene Ontology annotation, biological process: glycerol-3-phosphate catabolic process; carbohydrate metabolic process. Lineage: Eukaryota; Metazoa; Chordata; Actinopteri; Cypriniformes; Cyprinidae. Gene Ontology annotation, cellular component: cytosol; glycerol-3-phosphate dehydrogenase (FAD) complex.
CGCAGUCAAAAGUGGACCAACACGUUCCCUUCCAUCGAGCAACUGCUUGAUUUUAUAGUAUUAUUACCUAUAUUGUUUACUUGAAACACUUAUCCACUAGUGGAAAGCAAAAGUGGUUAUGGCGGCUCCGUUGAAAGUAUGUAUUGUUGGUUCAGGAAACUGGGGCUCUGCAAUUGCAAGAAUUGUUGGAACCAAUGCACAGAAACUCCAGCACUUUGCCACCACAGUCAAGAUGUGGGUUUAUGAAGAAAUGGUCAAUGACAAAAAGCUGUCUGAGAUCAUCAACACAGAACACGAGAAUGUCAAGUACCUCCCAGGCUACAAACUCCCAAAGAAUGUGGUUGCAGUGCCACAGCUUCGGGAUGCUGCAGAGGGUGCCGACCUCUUGGUUUUCGUGGUCCCUCACCAGUUCAUCCGGAAACUGUGCGAUGAGAUGGUGGGCUGUGUUUCGGAGAAGGCUCGUGGAAUUACAUUAAUCAAAGGUAUUGAUGAAGGACCAGAAGGAUUGAAGCUCAUCUCUGAUAUCAUUCGGGAAAAAAUGGGCAUUGAUGUCAGCGUCCUAAUGGGGGCCAAUAUUGCCAAUGAAGUAGCAGCUGAGAAGUUCUGUGAGAGCACCAUUGGCAGCAAGGUGUUGGAGAACGGCCUCUUGUUUAAAGAGCUCCUGCAGACACCUAAUUUCAGAAUCACCGUGGUGGAUGAUGCUGACACAGUAGAGCUUUGUGGAGCCCUCAAGAACAUUGUUGCAGUGGGCGCAGGCUUCUGUGAUGGUCUGCAGUGUGGAGACAACACCAAAGCAGCUGUCAUUCGGCUGGGAUUGAUGGAGAUGAUCACCUUCGCUAAACUCUUCAGCAAAGACGAUUCUGUAUCUUCCACCACAUUCCUCGAGAGCUGCGGCGUGGCUGACCUCAUCACCACCUGCUACGGAGGACGAAACCGGCGCGUGGCAGCGGCUUUUGCCAAGACAGGGAAGAGCAUCGAGGAACUGGAGAAGGAGAUGUUAAAUGGACAAAAGCUUCAGGGACCAUUGACUUCUGCUGAGGUCUAUCAUAUCCUCAAACAGAAGGGCCUAGUCGAUAAGUUCCCCCUGUUCACGGCUGUUUAUCAGAUCUGUUUCGAGGGCAAGCCAGUUCAGGACAUGAUCACCUACCUGCAGAGCCAUCCAGAGCACCUGUGAGAGUCCCACAUUGUCCUCCUCCUCCAACACCAUCCCCUAUGGUCUGUUAGAUUGUCCUACCUCUAACAUUUCUAAUUUUCUUAAUUUAUUUUUUUUACUUUGUAUACUCAUACAAUGUUAUUUUUUAAAACUUCUUUUUUUUGGUCCCAGGUCCAGUUCAACACUAAUGGUUAGGCUUGAACUCAGGAGUUUGUUUCUGACCUAGCAAGUUUUGUUGUUAUCAGACAUGACAAUUUACUCAAAGAGUUUUUAUAGAAAAGCCAUUGUCUAGUCUGUGUGAACAUUAUGGCGUUUUUAACUGUUUACUCUCUGUCUGACUGCCCUCUCUUGUGGACGGUCCACAAUAUCAGCUCACUGACAGACGAGAUGAAAUGCCUCUUUAUAAAUUAAUGACUAGAGAGGUCUCUACACAUCCAUAUUGAGAGGAACACAACACAACUAGAAUACCUCUUACAAUCUUUACUAUAUUCAGCAUAAUUCCAGUUUUUGAUACUUUCACACAUCGUUCGACACAGGCAUAAGCUAGGUUUAGAACGAAGUAUACGCUUUCAUUAUUUCAAUUCAAAUUGCUUAGUUUCUUAUUAAUAAAUAAUGAAACUGCCAUUCACAAUGAACAUUUUGGCGCACGUUAGAUGAAGUAAAACUAGAUUUCUGUGAAGAUGCAAAAAUGCCUUUUAACUCCUCACUGGUCGGGAACAUUUCUCACAGGUCAAUAAAUACUUGAAUGGACUCGCUUUGGUUUUGAGGUUGUUUUUGUUUUAAAGGACAAUAUAUUCUAUAAAAGGGGGCUCAAAUCUGUCAUCUCAUUUUCCCAGCAACCCCCUUUUAAAACUAAGUGCUUACAAGACAGUGGGAAAAUGAAAACUUGUUACAACAUGACAUAGUUGGCUGUACGUUUUAUCAUGUAAUAUUAAAAACAAUACAAUGUCACAUA